Coregonus clupeaformis (lake whitefish) is the source of this 955-nucleotide messenger RNA. It is a transcript of the gene cdc26, whose product is annotated as cell division cycle 26 homolog. Lineage: Eukaryota; Metazoa; Chordata; Actinopteri; Salmoniformes; Salmonidae. The record is from RefSeq and is a predicted model, not a curated record. The transcript is spliced from 3 exons. The coding region runs from base 204 to 470 and encodes 88 amino acids. Gene Ontology annotation, cellular component: anaphase-promoting complex. Gene Ontology annotation, biological process: regulation of mitotic cell cycle; anaphase-promoting complex-dependent catabolic process; protein K11-linked ubiquitination.
GAACCAAAACGAACCAGAGGUAACUAAUUUACGGGUUUUAGGACUACACGAUGGCGAGCUCUAUGGGUCAAACACGCCCACGCGGGGCACUGCUGAAAAACUACUUUACCCAGAAGCUUUUCGUCAAUUUAUGGCGGAUUCUACAGAGCGUGGCUAGCUAGCUUAUAUACAAAAAAACAACAACAAAAUCUAGUGGGUAGAAGAUGCUGCGGAGAAAGCCCACCCGUCUGGAGCUGAAGUUGGAUGACACUGAGGAGUUCGAGAGUGUCAAGAAAGAGCUUGAGAGUCGGAAGAAACAGCGAGAUGAGGUGGAUGUUGUUGGCGUGGCGAUGUCGAGUGACAUGGUGGGGGCCAGUAGUGGAACAGGGGAUGGGAAGACACGGGAACAGAUGAUCAAUGAGAGAAUAGGCUACAAGCCCCAUCCUAAACCCAACACCUUGCCAUCGCUCUUUGGAAACCUGCAAUUUUAGGUUCCUAAUGGACACAUUAGAGACUGCUAAAACUGUUGGCCCCUCCAGCAUUGGUGUGUGGUUGGCACAGUGACUGUGCUCUUGACAUGGUCAGGGAUAUUUGUUUACCUGAGAUAAGUAUAUCUCUACAAAUAAAUGUGUACUUUGAGGAUCACUUUGCAUUUAUAACAGUCUAAAGUAAUGUUGCUGCAUUUACCUGAAAAGUUAUGACUUGCGAUACAAAGUGUGGCCUUUUGUACAAUUUAUUGUUUGAUGGGAGCGGUUGUGUACAGCGGUUUCCCUCCUUUAUUACAAACAUCCAGACUUUGUAGUCCCAGGAAGGUGAAGGUAGCAUCUGUGGAAAGAUGGAUGAACAGAAUGGACUUGAUAACUAAUCAGUUAUUACUUACAAUGGUAUGAUUGUACUUUUAUUUGCCUACAAGGCCGCAUUAUGUCAAGGACCGGAGAAUGCAACAGAAUCAAACAAAUACAGUUCUUGAAUGAUA